GAGGGGUGAAACUAGGGCUGGGGUGGGGAACGCCCCCGCCCCCGUCCCCAUAUACUGAUGGAACGUCGCAUACUGGAAGACAGUAUGGCUGGCCCUGAAGCCUAGAUCCAAGCUGUGUUCUCAAGGGAUGGAAGGCCAGCAUUUCUCCUGUUGGUGGGAUGCCCCUCCCAAAUCAUGAAGAACUGUCCCUCAAGAGGUCCAGCUGUGUUUUUCUCUGGUUUCUUUUACAAAGUAGGUGAAAUUUUGGUGGUGGUUUUGCUGGGGAUAGGAGGAGUGGAUUAAUACCUGUGCACAGUGAUUGAGCUGACAGGGGACCAAUAACAGAGGCUUAAUUCAGAUAUAAUUGAUGUACUAUCAUUAAUAGGUGAUUCAUCUGCCUAGUAGAGUGGAUUUGAACCUGCUUUGGAGUGGAUUACACUUGGUCUAAAGUAGCCUUUCCUACCAUGGUGCCCUUCAGAUGUUCUGGAUGACAGUUCUUAGGAUUCGUGACUACUGGCCAUACUGGCUGAGACUGAGAUUGACUUCCUAAAUACCUGGAAGGCGCCAGGUCAAAUAAGACUACCCUAAAGCAUCAUGGUUGCUCGGAGACAACAGUGUCGUGGUUUUGAUGCUGGGUGAAGAAUUUCCCCUUUCAAGGUCAUUUUAAGAGCACUGGUGCUUUCAACUCUGUUUGGUUAAUGUAAGGUUUUACUCUUACUGGUUUUAUUGACCAAUUCAACUUGUUCUGCAGUUGUUUUAGUCUGCAUUGAUUGAUGUUGGAUGUUUAAUUUUUAACCACUCAAAGGACAUCUUUGAUUGGGUGGCAUGAAAAUGAUAUAAAGAAAUAAAUGCAAUUACAAUGAUUUAGAAUGUAUUACUUUGAUCUAGUUUCAAGUGCUUUUAAAAUCAGUUUUAUUUUAGACAAGGUUGUGGGUGUUUCUGGUUGUAAGGCUGCUCAGAUGGCCUCAUCCCCUUCCUCCAACAACCAGCAAUCUUUUGUUGUCUUUCAUGUCAUCAUCUCCAUUCUAAAAGUUUGAAAUGCUUUUUCCAAGGCUUAGUUACUCACAGCAAGAGUAAUUAUUGACACUACAAUAUAUUGAGUUAUUUAUUUUCACCCUUACCACUUGUGCUCUCUGCUCAUCACAGUAGUGUGACUCCCUCAAUUAAGAUCUCAGGCUGGAAAGUGAUACUCAGCUAUCACCAGAUAUACAGGAAACCUGGACUUUCCGGGUCACCCAAAGAGGACCAUUUUAAUGAAACUGAUCAAGCUGACAAGGGCUUCUGGGAGUGAAAGCUCCAAACAACUGGAGAACUGGCUUCUGACUACUCUUCCAGUAGGUAUGCUGGCAACACUCAGCAAGAAGCAGGUCUCAGAAAUCCCAGAGUGACUGUAAUUCAGUAGUAGAAUCAAAGUAAUGCCUUGUUCUCAAGGCACUUGUCUGCGGCCUAUGUUACUUUCUGCCCACAAGUGUCCUACAAGGUCCUGAAUUAAAACAGAAUGUGGCAUUGCUAAUGGGAAAGAGGAGAAAUAUAUUCCAUAAUUGGAAGUCAGCUUUGGUUGUAGAGUUAUUGAUCUGUUCCUUUUCCUACCCUACCAUUUUAUAGUUAGAUUCAUCAGUUGCGUUCAAUAUCCACAUCAUGACAAGCUAGUGAAAUUAUGUAUGGGUUCUGGCUAGAGCUUUUUGAAAAUGUCCUUUGCUCAUUUAAAAGUCAUGUUCAGACUCUUUUUGCGCACAGGAAGACAGUAAUUGUGAAGGGUGCAGAGGUAUGUGCAGCACCAUCUCCAUAAACCCCAGGCACACAAACGCAGUGCAGGAAUGUUUGCAAAGGGUUCCCUGUCCUCAUGCAGUGGAAUACGGUUGUAACCUUGCUUGAAUGUGGGGAGAACUCCAUUGCCAAUUUGUCCAAACAUUUGUGUUGCAUUACUAUGUACUGUAUUCUUCAUAUUGUUUUACCGCAUGCCACUUCGGGAUUGCAGUGAGCAAAGGAGAAAUCCCAGAAGAGUCUAAAUAAAUAGUGGCAUGAAAACAUGGCAGUAUGCCUCGUGCAUGCAUGAACUGGCCUAUUUUCAUCAGUGAAGUGCUGAUGGUUUUGUUGCAAGGACACACCAUGCAAGGGAGACUUUGCGCACACUAAAUUGGUUUUAGUAAAGGUAAAGAAGAUCACUGCUUGUUUGGGUUGCCUGUUUGACCAUUGAGUCAUCAGGAAACACAAAUGCAGUUCUUAGAAUGGCCUAAAACAGAGGAGAGAAGUUCAGGAAUGGUUCCAAUAUCACAAGCAGACCAACAGGAUGUUGUUCCAAUAAGACUUUAGGAGGGAAGAGUUUCCGCUGUGCUCUUAAAAAGUGUGGUAUUCUCACCUUUCUCGAUUUGUGUUUGUUGGGCUUCUCAUCGCAGAGCUUGCGAACUCUUUUGCAGAGCUUCUGUCCUGAAAUAGAGGGGAGGUGCAGAGGGAGGAGAUUUUUUACCCAAGUGCAAAAAGUUGUAUUCUGAUGUUAUGUUAUGUUAUUUGUGAAGUCGUGCCCGAGCCAUCAUGACUCCAUGGACAACACUCCUCCAGGCUCUCCUAUCCUCCAUCAUCCCCUGGAAUUCACCCAAGCCCAUGCCCACUGCCCCAGUGACUCCAUCCAGCCACCUCAUCCUCUGCUGUCUCCUCCUUUUGCCUUCAAUUGUUCCCAGCAUUAAGGUCCUCUCCAGGUGGACCUUUAUUUAAGUUUCAUCUUCAGUAUCUGGCCUUCUAAAAAGCAGUCAGGGUUGAUCUCUUCUAAGACUGACUGGUUUGAUCUUGCAGUCCAAGGAACGCACAGGAGUCUUCCCCAGCACCACAAUUCAAAGGCCUCAGGGAUUUAAAAUUCCCUUUACUUGUGCCACUGCUGCCAGAGGUGGCAUUGGCACUAGUGUUAUGCUUGAUGGGUGCUGAUCCUUCUUCACUCCUGCACACAGUGACAGUUGCAAGUCAUUCUGAGAGCAAAAGGCCAGCUGCCAACAGGCAGCCAUAAAUAGACACCCUGAUGCUGCCGCCUGUCUUUUCUACAAUAAGGAAGAAAUGCCCUACUGGGGAGGGGACACUUUUGCUUCCCCCCGCCCCUGGCUCAAAUUACAGAUUGUUCAAAUUGGUCCUGUUCCUCACUGUGUAUAUGGGGCAAAGGACUAGAGCUGUUGGUGUUGUGUACCCUUCCUGUCACCCUCAGGCCAUCACGAUUGCCACUAAAAUUACAGUGAUUUCAUUGGAAAAAUGGAUGCAUGGGAAGGAUACACCUUCCCGGAAGACAGGCUCAGUAGCUUCCUGGCAGGCUGUUGAGGCUAGGGAUGCUCAAAUCAGUAAAACUCAGGUUUGCUGAAUCUCUGCAAAUCCCAUCUCAAAGCUUGUUCUGACUUGAGUCAGGGUCAGAUUGUGAGCACUGGCUUUUUCUCUUUUCAAACAAUAACUCCAUGUAUACCUUUGUGUGCAUUUUCCCAAUCAGCUGAGCAUGUCUUUGAAAGGUGCACAUGCCUCUCCCACUGAUUAGAGCAUGUUUGUGUGCAGUUUUCAAUGUACGCAAGUGGCCGAAGCAUACCUUGGUCUGUAAAUGACCUUGGAAGCUUGCAAAGGCAUGAGUUUACACCACAUAUUGUCUCCAGUUUGAGGAAUCAAGGCAUGCAGGGCUGGCUCUUUCAUAUACCCUGUUUCUGUGCAGGCACAUGCUGCUAACAGCUAUUCAAAACUGGAAGCCAGAUCUGGCAAGUAAGCAAGAGGCACACUCCCUGGGACCCUUGUUUCUUUGUAGAACCACUCCAAUUUCAGUGGCAGCUAUUUUUGGUGUGGCCCCUGCAGGGUUUUGUAGUGGCCCAUGCAACCUGCCAACCUCUGAGGUUGCCAUGUCCUGAACUCAAGAGACAUUAUCCCUCUCUUGGGAUUCCAUCACAAAGAUGGUGGUCACCACAGGCAUAUUUAAGUCUGGGUCAGAUGGACAUUUUUCAUUAACUGAUGUCAUCCUAGCAUAUUCCAGUUCACUAGCUAUAGGAAAAAGCAAAUGUGUUACUUUCUACAAAGCAAAUGGUAAGGAGGACAGAAAAUUUAAAUUACAGGGUCAAGAAGGAGAUUCAAGGGAAGGAACAAAGCAGUAGCAGAGCUUGUGAUGCUGUAGCAAACCUCAAGCACAUUUCUUUUUUAUUUUCUUUAAAAAGUUUUAAAUUAAGGAGUUAUAAUGGCAACAAAGCAAACUGCAAAGUAUGUAAUAAAUUGCUUUAUGCAGAAUGAGAGAUAAAAUCCUCAAUAGUGCUGGCAAUCUAUAAAUGUUCAUAACUUGUGCUUGCUAUGUACCAUUAAUAGUUUACAAAAAUAUGAUUUGAGUUUAUUUGCCAGGGAGACUUGAGUCCCUUCAGACGGUAGUCACAGGCUGUAUAGUUCAGUGAUAGUUUGUCUCAGUGUUAUGCAAAAGCCUCCUGUCCUUGGAUACUGAAAUUAAAGGUCCUGUUUCUGACAGUCUUCGGAGUUGCUGGCAUGCAGGACCUGCCCACCGUGGGAUAAAAUGAUUCCGGUUUUGAACAAGUCACCACCCAUGUUUCACAACCAGCGGUGCUCCUUGAGCGGGGAUGACUUGAACAGGCAAUGGCUGAACCCUGAUCCAGUGUGCCAGCCCACCAUUUACCACACGAAGGGUCUCCUUUACUAUCUCAGCAUCCAAGGCCGAGCUCCAGUGGUGUUCUGUGAUUACCACGGCCAUUCUCAGAGGAAGAAUGUUUUCCUGUAUGGAUGCAGCAUAAAGGAGACCUUGUGGCAGGCGGGAUGCACAGUCGACACAACUGUUGUCACUGAAGAUGUUGGAUACAGGACCCUGCCAAAGAUUUUGGAUAAAGUGGCUCCCGCAUUCCUCCUGAGCAGCUGCAGCUUUCUGGUGGAGAAGUCGCGUGCCUCGACAGCCCGGGUGGUGGUCUGGCAGGAAAUGGGCGUGCUGAGGAGCUACACCAUGGAAAGCACCUAUUGUGGUUGCAGCCACGGUCUCUACAAGGGCCUACAAAUUGGGACUUGGGAGCUGCAAGAGAUGGGAGCCAAGUUCUGCCUCGGACUCCUUGUUCUGCAGCUUAAAUCCUUGCCGUGCCCCAAGAAGGUGAUGACACAGGCAGAGGCUCUGCUGGACCUGGAAGAAGAAAUGGCAGAUCUCCGAACACAAAGGUGCACCCUUCGAUCAUUUUAUAGAUGCAUGCUAAACAAAAAUCAAAUGUAUGAAGCAGCCUUGCAGGAGUUCUUAAGAGCUUGCAUAGGAGAUGGAGUGGCAAGAACUGCUCAGGGAUGGUCUAUGAGUAGACUGUCUGAAGAGGUAUUUCUCUGGAGGCAUUUAAGCAGAGGCUGGAUGGUCAUCUGGCAGGGAUGCUGCCUCUGCAACAACCAGAGACUGGGCUACAUGACCUCUAAGGUGCCUUCCAGCUCUAGGGGGUCUAUGAAUGAUCAUAUUGCCUACAAAGACAUAGAGCUGCUCCUGCCUUUUGCUCAAUUUGGCAGGUAAGUACAAGAAAAUAAGAGACCUCAUGCUGAGGAUUCAAUCAGAUGCACCCUUCCUUGGGAGUGAGCGCCACUGAACGCUACUUCUGAACAAACCUGCGUAAGAAGGCAUUGUGCAUCCCAAAUGUUAACUGGAUGGGAGUGUGUGUGGUAAUGGACCCUUCCUUGAAUUACAUAGCACCCAUUAUUACUAAAAUACUAGUUCAGAAAAGGGUCAAAUAACUGUCCAUUCAAACAGGUGCUGAAAUAGUAGCAAAGGUUAUUUUGAUUCUAUUGUUUAAGGGGGGUGCUUUCACUGCAGUCCAGAAGUGUAGAAAGGAACCAGAUCUCUUUAAGAGCAUGAACAUGAGGAGGAGGAGGAGAGGGAGGCAGAGGGAAGACAUAAUUCCUAAAUAUAAGGGACACAUUAAAUUACAAUGUUGAUCAUCACCUAAUUGGACAGGACUCACAAGUGGGUCAUGAGUUAGGAAUGGACUGAUUUUUUUUCCAGUUCAUUGUUUUAAUUUCAAUGUACCUAAUUUCACACUUUCAAACCAACAUGUCUACUGAGACUGACACUUCAUAGUUCAUAUGAUACUUCAUAGUUUGGACUUCUACACCCUUUUCAAUCAAAGUUCUGUAAUAAUAAUGGCUUUUACAAGUGUACUUUGUAAUUUAUUUUAGGGAAAAGUGCACAGAAAAGUCCAUAUAAAAAUAAUAUUCAAAAUACAUUCUCUUAGGAAAAUUACAUGAGAAAAGUGUGUAUAACAGACAAAGUGGAAUAGAAAAAUGGUGCAUGGAUUCAGAAAAUGCACAGAAAACAUGAACAGAUCUUCAUACCAAUUUUAAAGACAUUUCCAAAGUUUGGGAUGAACAGAACUUAAGGCUAGAAAAAUGAGACGGCAGAGACACAGAAAUGGAAGGAAUGACUUAUUCUGCAUUCUAUUGGCAUUAAAGAGCUUGGCAACAAGAGCAGAUACCUGUUGAUUCACUGAUUUACAUUAUUAUUUUAUGCUGUGAGCCGCCCCGAGGCUUCGGCAAGGGGCGGCAUAGAAAUGUUUUAAUACAUAAAUAAAAUAAAUAUUACAUGUAUACACCACAUUUUUUUCUCUUGCAUGAAAUCCAGGAAUACUUACCUGAUAAUUACCUGAAUACUUCUCUCCAGUUUAUCCUCAUAACAACCCUGUAUGAUAACUUAGGUUGAGACUUGGGUUUUGGCCCAAAGUUGGCCCAUUAACUUCAUGACUAAAUGGGGACUGGAACGUGGAUCUCUCAGUCCCAGAUCUUUGUAAAUUCUGUUAGGACUUGACCUGAUCUGCCCAUACUGUAGGAAAGGACCUAAGUAUCCACAAUAUUAAGCUUCCAAUAUAUUCCAAUGCCAUUCUUGGUUCAAAAGCCAGUGUGGCCUAGUGUUUAGAGUGUUGGAAUUGGAAUCAGGAGAUCUGGGUUCCAGUUCUCACUCAGCCAUGAAGUGCACCGGGUGGCUUUGGGACAGUUACUGCUGUUUUGCCCAACCUACCUCACAAGGUUGUGUGAGGCUAAAAUAGGUAGGAGGAGGACCAUAUAAGUCCCUUGGAUUUCUUACAAAAAAUAAAAUAAAAAGUAGGCUAUAAUGUAAUUAUAGAAAGAAAUGCAGCAAUAUGCAGAUAUCUAGGUGACUUUAAAGAUAUUUAUUUUGAGAGAAAAAUGCAAUAGAUUCUACAUUUAAACUUAAUAUUGAAUGUUUGGAUUCCAUCUUUUAAAUUAUAGGUAUGUAGAACUGGGAUGGGAUGGCAUAUGUGAAAGCAUGCAAAAGUGUUAUGAACUAAAGAGCGUUCUUUGUCUAUAAACAGAUGAUUUUUAACUAGGUUGAUUCAUUCAUCCAAAGGAGCUGAAAGGCACCAGGCUGCUCCAACAGUGAUGUUACAUUGGUGCUCUGUGGCCAGCAAUGAAGGAAAUCAACAGAUAUCAUGAGGAAUCUCCUCCUGCCUGAGACCAUCUGUCUGUCCAUUUACUGAAAAACCUCCAUUUCUAGGGGUCUUAAGGAGGGCUGGGUGAGAAUUUCUCUCUGUUCACAAUCCGACGGCAGCUCUGAGCUUGCCAAAUGCCCACCCAAAUCCAAACACAGUCACACUCUGAAAUCCACACUUUUCUGAACAUUGCAAGCAUAUUCGUUGAUGGGAAAAAGCAACAGUGAAUAUUAGGUGGAAGACAUGUUUGCUCAAUAUGAAUGUUAGAGAAAAUGUAUAGAAAAUCAUUGUAUGCAAUUAUUGAGGUGGAAGAGGCAUGUGUACAUUUGGGAAAAAAUGCACAAACAUGGCCAUUAGGAGAAAUGCACAUGAAGCAUUUGAGUGGUCAUGUGGGUUUUAAGGACAUGACACCUCCCUUUAAUUACAAUGAAAAUAGGGUGGCAUUUUUGUAACUAUGGGAAAGAACUUGGCAGAACAGCCCAGCUCUAAUUUCAUGUCAGUUUGCAUACCUUUCUAAAAAGAAAAAUGCCAUCUAACAAAUUACAGAAUAAGAAAGUAUUUACCCAGGAAACAAAGAAAUUGAUUGGCCCAUUAAAAUACAGUAUCUAUGCAAAAAAGAAUGAUUUGAUGUGUUGCCAAAAAGAAAGCCAGACUGGAAACAAUCUACCCUGUUCUCUUGGAUACCCAGAGGAAGUUCUUCUCAUGUUCUGCUUCCAGCACCUUUAAAAACAAGCAAGCACGCAAGCUCAUGUGUGGUUACCUGAGAUUAGACCUUGGGCUUCUGCAAGCAAACCAUGUGCUCAGCCAUUGAUCCAUGCCCGUUCUUGUAAUUUCUUCUAAAGCUAUGUUCCAUGCCAAACAGGCAUACCCCUGCAUAUCAAGGGAAAGGGAAAGAAUUUUGAUUGUGGUACCAGUAAAUUUUCGCAGGGUGGCACCACAUAUCUCUGUUAAACUAUACUUGAAAGAAGAUGUGAUAUGAAGCUGCUAACCAAGCCCCUGGGAUGGACCCAAAUAUCUCCCAAUGGUGUUUGUAUAAUGCAUGCAAAAUUGUAAAACCUUUGGAAUGAAUGCAUCUGUGGAGAUCCAUCCCCCUUGCUCCCUGCUUUCUACUUAAUGAUUUUUAUUGCCCUGGAUGCUUAAUAAUUCCAGAAGUGUCCUGGUUUUAGAACAAAGAGUGCAAAUGGCUUUUUCCUCAUUUAGCCUUGGGUAAAUGGGUCCAGAGUGGAGAUUAAUAGGCUUGGAAAUGUGUUUUCUGUUCCACAGCUGGUAAAGGAAAUCUGGUGGCACUAAAUUAAUCAUGAAAUGGACUCAAAGAAAGGAAAGGAAUGUGAGUGUGGAUUAAACUCAUGAAUUAGGUCAGCAGCUGAGUUCAGAGCAGGAUCUUCCACAGCUGCAUCUGGUCUGGUAUGACUGCCAUAUGAUUGCAGGGAUGCCAUUGCAUUAUCUUCAGGUGAGACCGGGAGCUAUAGUUGAAUCCUGGUAGUGGGUAAGUGAUGGAAAAAUGAUGCACUUUGGUGCAUGUGAGGGAAAGGAAACUAAUAUGCUGGAGUGUAUUUGGAAGGUAUUUGUGCUGGAAUUCUACAUUCUCAGACAGAUUGUUCACCACUUUUCUAACAUUUGGUCUAAUCAGAAGUGGUGUGGAAGGGGAAGCACCCAAACACUCUUGGAUGUUGCCAUGCACUGAAGAGCCAUUGAUAAGAGUGAUAUCUGCUUCCCAAUUCUUUGCACACAAAUUGGGCUAAUAGGCCCAAUCAGGCUAAUAGGCCCAUUUGUCCUGAAGGGCAAAACCCAUUUCUGCUCAAGGCACAUUGUGUGAAGCUGUGAGGUACAACAGCUUCUAAACCCUAGAAAGUCUCUCACUGAGGAACCCAACAGGUAUUUUGGACUUGGAACAAAAACAUCAUCACAUUGCUUUGUUAAUAAGCUAGCGGGAUGCAUGAUGAAUGCUCAUGAAAGGAAGAUCCUAUGGAUUAAAGAAUGGCCCCCUGCUUUCACACCCCCUCCUUGCUUUUCAAUAGAAGCCAGCAUUUCAGCAAUCAAGCUGCACUCUGAAAAUGUUUUGAGCUGUGCUCUCAACUCCUUAGGAUGAUGCGUGGAAUUGGAUUUUUUUCAGGCUGGCUGGCAUGAAGUCAAGUGUUUGCAGGGCUGCUAAUCAUCAACUUUCAGAACCUACUGACCUCCAUGAUUUUCAGUCUGAUUAACCUCCCAAAGUUGCAGAAGCCUUUGUGUUGUAGCUAUUCCCAGUAUGCUUAUGCUUGCGGAUGGGAAAGAUAGUAUAUUGGGGAAAAUGCCUUUCAUAGCUGAGAAAUAAGCAAAGGUUCAAAGAAAGAGUUCAAUGUAUCAGAAACCAAAUCUCUGGGCUCCCCUCUGGUUCUAUUGGUGUUCAAUGAGUCUGAGGCAGCAGUUUUCAAGCAGUGCUCAACCUCAGCAGGUGUCCCUGAAGAGGCAGGUCACUAGUCGUUAGGGAUGGUUGGUUUGCUUUAUCUUUGAGGACAGUGUGACCUGAUCUGCACUUGCGCUGACUUGAUCUGCACUUUGGAACUUAGUUUGAAGACCUGCUCCAGUGCAGUUCUUGGCUAAAAAGAGGGCAUCAAAAGAGAGUGUUUUCAUGUAAGGUGCAAAUUUGGAGAAUCUGUGUGUCUAAAAAUACAUAAUAAAACAUACAUUUCAAUGCUAACUUCCAAGCAGAUUUAAAAACAUGCAGAAGUUUAUACAGUCCAGAAACAGACAAGUUGACUCACUCCUUUGCUGGUUCUUUCCCUCAUCUUCAUGUUCCUUAGCAACAACUAUUCAGAUGUAAUGCAUCAUGACUAGUAGCCACUGAUCCUCCACAAAUCUACCUAACCCCCUUUCCAAUCCGUGCAAGUUGAUAGCCACCUCUAGGAGACAUUUGGCUGCCUCAUGUUCUUUAAAAGAUGAAGCAAAUUGGAAUCAUGAAGGCAGCACCCAAAGCAGAAACCAAUCAGGGCAGUCCUGAGGGGAAUGCACAAGCCAAUACAGCAAGCAGAUACAGAUGUCAGAAUUGAUGGAAGGAUAAUGCAGUGGCUGAAUCACAGUUCCCUAUUUUGAAUCUUAUCCCUGCCAUGAGCCUAGCCAGAUCCAGGUUGAGAAGGUCUUCAGCAAAUGGGUUGGACCCCAAUGUGGCUUACCUGUAUGUGGUGGAUGCAGCAGCAAGUCAAAAGCUGCCAUUUUAAGUACCCACCACAACCCUAAUAAUUGGCAGCCCCUUGUCCUGGUCACUAGAAACAGAGCAGAUGACCAGGAUAUGGGUGGAGGGGAUAUAAACAGUGGGCUUUUCCAGGACUACCUGAGUGUCCUGCUUGCUGACACUUGGGUAGCAAAGAGCAAAUGAGCAAAACCCGAGCUCACAGAGUUGUCUGAAUUUGGUCUCAAAGUUCAUUCCAAUCAAAGUCAUCAGCAUCAGCAUCAUUUCAAGGCUAUACUGCUGCAUAACCACUGCUCUCUGAUUGUGGCCGUGCUUAUUUUCCAAAUGCAUGCAUUCAUUGUGCACAUCAUGGAAAUGAAUGCAUUCUUCAUUCAGCAAUUAGAGCAUAUGUAUGCAGAUUUUGUUAAAGUACACACUUUUCAUGUGCAUUUUUCAGAUGCUGGAUUGCCUCCCUCCCACGCACACACAUGAAUCACAUUGCAAGUUCUGAAAUGUACAGACUUUGACCACAGAUUGUAUCCAGGUCCAUGUUCAGUCCAGAACAUGUGAACUGGGUGAUUUCUGAUCAAAAAUGAGCUGGAAUGACUUUCUUAUACCUCCCUAAACUGCCCUGGGCCAUGAACUCAUGGGAACCCUUCAAGCCACGUUCAGUGAACGCAUGAAAAGUUGAAGAGAGGAAGAUAACAUCUUCUGAAAUAGCCCCUUGGCCACCAGAUCCCUGCAGAAAGUGCACACACACGUUUCCUGACCCUGCAUGCAGUUUUAAUGUGCACUGAAAUGAACCCAAACCAUCUGCAGAAUGAGUGGAGAUGGGGGAUCACUGGGUUGUUCCCACUCUCCCUUCCAAGUACCUUAUGGAUGGAGCUUGAAGGUAAGAAUGAGGGUAAGGUGGUCUUUGGCAAGACACAGUCUCUCAACCUGAACCCUGCAAGUACAACAGAGGGAUAAUAACAUGAAGAGAUUACAGAAGUGUAUGGAAUGUUAGAAAGAGCUAUAUGCUUGCUGCCUCACAUUAAUAGCUUCCUGAUGGAUUGUGCUCCUUGUUUUAACUUCAGUUAACAUAGAUCCUGUUCUAAACAUGGCUAGAAGGAAGCAGAAGUUGAUGUGGAAAUAGAAAUGCACAGUGUGGAAGUACAACUGCAUAAUUUACUGCUAGAAUGCGUGCUGCCAUCCAUCAUACCAUGUGAAACUGCAGAGUGGCAUACAGAAAGAGACAGAGGUGGAAGCACCAAGGUAGAUUUUGGUGGGCUGCAGUUCAGGAUUAUAAAAAAGUUGCAUAGCUGUGGUGAUUCAAGGCUGGCUUUCAGCCAACCAGACAGAGAAGCUUUUUAAAAGUUGGUUCUGAUUCUCUUUUAAUGCACAUAAUUGAUGAAGAUACUCUGCUUGUAUCUAACCAUUUGCUACAACCAGAAUGCUAUGCUAGAGGUGCAAGCUUUGCUCUGUGUCAAAUAGACUCACAGAUGGGGAUCUACACAGGAGCUGAGGAAGAGAUGCUGGUGAGCUAUGAAAUUUUGUGAGCCUCUUUGCUAGGCUGGUGUAGCACAAAUGCAUCUUUAACAAACUCUAACAAACAGAUGCUUUUUCUUUUUUAAUGAUGAGGCAUGGUGGCUGACACGCAGCCCAUGCAAGAUCAGGGAGAAUUAUUUAUUAGCCUGUUGAAACCAAUAGGAAGUUUUGCACAAACUUCAAUAGGUUCUGAAUCAGAGCCCAGGAAUGUGACAGAUGAAAAGAAGAUUUCAGUCCUUCCGUGCCCCCACCCAUCUUGCCUUCAUAUUUCAAGGUGUUUUGAUUUUCUGAUUCUCUCAUCAGGCUUUUGUAACUAAUCAUGUUUUGUACCUUUCUUAUGGUGAGGCAAACUCUGAACUCCUGACUGCAAUUUAGAGAAUAAUAACAUCUGAGAUGCAUUGCAGCCUUUUAACUUGUAUGCCAAGGGGGAGGAAGAGAAGUGGGAAGAAAGACAAAUAGUUUUCUUGGGAUUUUGUUCAGAGUACCUUCAGGGAAGUUGCUGGCAUAAUUGUAAGUCCACUAUGUUGUCAAAACAAAGAGUAAUGGUAAGAAAGGGAAUGCAGUUUGAAGCCAAACAUGAGGAAGGUGGGGAAAGGCAGUGGGGAAGGCUAGCUAGGAGGUUUGAUUUCAGGAGUUUGAUGUUCCAUUCCUACUGGCCUUGGCCAAAACUUUGCUGAGCGGUUUGGUGGGCACUCACAGGUAUCUACCUUUAUGGCAACGGGCAAGACCAGAGGGCUGUUCCUCAUGGGCUGGACAGUUCCCAAGCCAGCUUCUGAUUUGCUUUUGGGACCACUCUAUCCCAGCGACUUGGAGCAGCAGCACAGAGCCAUGGUGACACAAGAAAGCCCCUGUUUUGCAUUGAUGUGCAGCCCAGGUGAAGGGGAGGCACUAUCCUGCUCUUUAGCCUGAGGCUGAGUGGCUCACCCACAAGGCAGGCAAGAGACUCACCACGGUUGUGGGAGGUGUUUCCAAACUUGUCCUACAACUCUGGGGUGGGAUGGUGCUCCCAUAAGUAAAGAGACUAGCUUAGUUGUGGUGAGCCGCCCAUAUUUCCACCAUUCCUUCUCCAUUGGCAAAGAUAACACCUUUGGCAGACCAACGUGAGACAGGUGGAAAAACGGGAAGAAGGGCUCCAAUAUGUAGUGUCAGAUUAGGAAUUUUGAGUUCUGCGUUUUCGCUUUUUCUGUUUGUUUGGACAAAAAAAAUGCUGACCACUGGAAAUGGUGUGGCAGGGACCACCCUCUGGGUGUUCUGUCAGUUUCUCAGAAAAUGUCUUUGUCUGUGAACUUACAAAUAAACUAACUGCCCUCAAAUAAAGACACAGGGAAUUUGCUCAGCUUGCAUGUUACUUGCAAGUGAACCUUUCAGAGUCAAACCGUUCCAUGAACUGGAACACUGUAAAGCAUUUAUGCAUGUAUUUUCCCACUUGAAUGAAAUGCAAACAAAAAUAUUGUUUGUUUAUUGCAUUUCUGUAUCACCCAAUAUCAGUACAAGGCAUAUACAAUUCACAAAAAAGUGUGUCGAAGUGUGACUGUUGCAGAGAAAUCUGCAUCAGUGCUUAAUUUUAAUGACGAGGGAAUUGAAAAUACACGCAGAAAGGUUUCUAAUGUACAUACACUUUGCGAAAUACAGAUGAAAAUACAUGCACGUUCUCAUAUAGACUUGCAAAAACUCACACCCCAAUGUGAAAGGGUGACACAAAUUUAGAUCUGGGGGAAAAAUAAAAGCAACUAACUUGACAGAUUUGUCCAUCUCUAACAGAAAGUAUCGUACGCAGGUUAGCAUGUUGGGUUAGGACCAGGUUUAUCUCCUUAAUCUUGAAACUGACUGGGUAACUUUCAGCCAGUCACACUUUCAUCCUCCUCCUCCCUUUUCCCCAUCUAACCUUUUUCACAGGGUUGUUGUGAGGAUAUAAGAGGUGGAGAUUGCUAUGCAGUAUCCUGCUGAGAAAAAAUGGUAUCAUGUAAACACAGUAAAUAAAUAAAUAAAUAAAUAAAUAACCAAGCAGAACCUCCACAUCUUUUAACUUUCCUCAGCAUUACUGAGGUCUACUGGUAACCUCCAAUUCCAUCUUGAUUAGCACAUUUGUUGAAUUUCAGUGGUGAUGCUAUUAGGGAAGUGGCUGAACAACCCCCCAACCCCCCCUCACUAGUCUUACUUGUGUU
This is a messenger RNA of Varanus komodoensis (Komodo dragon), 14225 nucleotides long. Its product is annotated as cytosolic carboxypeptidase 4-like. Gene Ontology annotation, biological process: C-terminal protein deglutamylation; proteolysis; protein side chain deglutamylation. The transcript is spliced from 6 exons. Gene Ontology annotation, molecular function: metallocarboxypeptidase activity; zinc ion binding. NCBI's taxonomy places the organism in Eukaryota, Metazoa, Chordata, Lepidosauria, Squamata, Varanidae. The record is from RefSeq and is a predicted model, not a curated record. The coding region runs from base 4490 to 5464 and encodes 324 amino acids.